Molecule: messenger RNA, 1321 nt
Organism: Prorocentrum cordatum
Lineage: Eukaryota; Dinophyceae; Prorocentrales; Prorocentraceae
Source: the annotation of a GenBank genome assembly
AUGACACAGAACGGCAUGGAUCCAACCUUGCCGAGUAAAGAGCAGAUGACCAAGGUGUCGAUGUGGUUUUCAACGGCUCUACGCCACAGUCCAUAUUACAAGGACAAACAUAAUCGAUACUUCGAAAAGGUCAGCACUUUUGAUCCAUACGACGGCUGGGUUGUCGUUGAUGAUCUGCUGACAAACUGGACUGAAAAUGAUCAGUAUAAGCACUAUCGUGAAAUGCACGAGGUGCUGAUCAAAGGGACAUUCUUCCCCGACGAAGACGGAAUGCCCUGCAUAUCGUUCAUGCUAGACAUUGGCUCCAACGUGAACAUCAUCGGAGCUAAUACAGCACGAACCUUUCAGGAGGUUAUGGCCAGGUACAAUCACAGACCGGCCAUAUGCACACUGAGCAAAACCCUCUACAUCAAUGGUGUAGGUGAGGGUGCUGCGAUCUGUCGGAAAAUGGGCAACUUCAAGAUCGGGGUGCAAUACGCCAAUGAGGCAAGCCCCCGCAUCGAGGAGUAUGCUUCCAACAUCGCAGAGGGCUCAGGUGCAAACCUCCCAGCCAUCUGGGGCCUGAGUGCCAUGGAAGCACGUGACACAAUUAUCGUGCUAAAGCCAGGCUUCCAGAAGGUUAUCUUCCCCAGCGGAGAGUAUACUCUUAAGCUGGGGAAGGGCGCCAAGGUCCUGAGGGCAAAGAAGACCCCCUCAGCUGACGAGACGCAGUUCCCAGGUUGGCAGACCGUGAUUGAGUUCCCGUUCCUCGGCCACGCGAUCACGGCGAAUAGCAGCGCGGUGACGAGUAUACACAAUACCAAGAAGGCCGUUUGGAAAGCUUUCCUUGCCAACGCCGGGGCGGCAUCUGUCUCCAAGGUGCCGCUGAAGGUCAAGCUCCGGCUCAUUUCCCGCACGUGCUUAACGCCUUUCGCCUACCGAUGCUCGCGGUGGCCGCGGCGCGCGGAGCAGCUGGCGAUGGCCGACCGCAUGCAGACUAGGUUGGUCGCAGCCGCUGUGCGAAUGCGGAAGGGCCCCGGCGACAGCGCUGAGUCCUUCGCUAAACGCGUGAACGCCCGCGCCGCGCUCCAGGCGCGGGAGUUUGGAAGAUGGCCAACUUCUUGGCGCAAGCGAGUGGUUGAUUGGGACAGUCACAUCAAGCGAGCGCAUUGCCAGCAGCAGUGGAGCACGAGGUUUGUACUGUGGCGCGACGGCCGCUGGCUCCAAGCGCGCCGAGACCAGCACCGCCGAGGGCGCCCUCGCACGCGCGUCUGCCUCGGGCAACCGGCCGCCCGGUGGGGCGAGGGCGUGGCGCUGGCCACCGCGAAACUCCAGCAGAACU